GCCUCUCCUGCCACCGGGGUUUGUAUGAAAACACCGGGCGGCGGGCGGCGGGCGGCGAGGGACCCUCCUCCGUGCGGCCCGGGAGCCGCGGGCGGAGGCCGAGCGCAGUCCCCACCAGCGCCCACGCCGAGCCGGUUAUCUGCCAUGCUGGAACGAAGUAACUCAAGAUGAGCAAGCUAAAAGUGGUAGGAGAGAAAAGCCUUACCAAUAGUUCUCGGGUUGUCGGGCUCCUGGCUCAGCUGGAGAAGAUCAAUACGGACCCCACAGAGUCGGAUAAUGUCAGAUAUGUCACAUCCAAGAUUCUGCAUCUGGCCCAAAGUCAAGAAAAAACAAGGAGGGAAAUGACAACCAAAGGUUCUACGGGCAUGGAAGUUCUGUUGUCAACAUUGGAGAACACGAAAGAUCUUCAAACUAUACUUAAUAUCUUAAGCAUUCUUGUCGAGCUGGUAUCUUCUGGUGGAGGCCGAAGAGCAAGUUUCUUAGUUGCCAAAGGUGGUUCACAAAUACUGUUACAACUGCUAAUGAAUGCCAGCAAAGACUCCCCUCCCCACGAGGAGUUGAUGGUACAGACUCAUUGCAUCCUCGCAAAGAUCGGACCCAAAGAUAAAAAGUUUGGAGUGAAGGCCCGAGUGAACGGGGCGCUGAGUGUCACCCUGAGUCUGGUCAAGCAGCACUUUCACAACUACCGCUUGGCUCUCCCUUGUCUGCAGCUCUUGCGAGUCUAUUCUACCAACUCUGUGAACGCAGUAUCUUUAGGUAAAAAUGGAGUUGUGGAGCUGAUGUUUAAAAUCAUUGGACCUUUCAAUAAGAAGAAUUCGGGUCUUAUGAAGAGUUCUCUGUGUAAUCCUGACUGUCCUGGAACUUGCUUGGUUGACCAGGUUGGCUUUGAACACAGAGGUCCUUCUAUGUCUGUCUCUAAAAUACUUGGGUUAAAGGUGUGUGCCACCAUUGCCCAGCCCUCAUACUUCUUUAAAAACAACAAAGAGCCCAUUGUUGUGUUGUGUUUAUUGAAGGGUCUCUUGAGGUUUAAAUAUGUCACCUCUGGAUUAGGUGACUGGCAUACAGAAACAAAUGCCAGGAGAGCCGUAGACAGAGGAUAUGUUCAAGUGCUUUUAACAAUUUAUGUAGAUUGGCACCGCCAUGAUAAUCGGCAUAGAAACAUGCUUAUUCGGAAAGGAAUUUUACAGAGCUUAAAAAGUGUCACAAACAUCAAAUUGGGAAGGAAAGCGUUUAUUGAUGCGAACGGGAUGAAAAUUCUGUACAACACUUCACAAGAAUGCUUGGCCGUCAGGACCCUUGAUCCUCUUGUCAACACCUCUAGUCUGAUAAUGAGGAAGUGUUUCCCCAAAAACCGCUUGCCACUACCAACCAUCAAAAGCUCUUUCCACUUCGAGUUGCCGAUUGUCCCUGUGACUGGACCUGUGGCUCAGCUCUACAGCUUACCCCCUGAAGCGGAUGACGUGGUGGAUGACAGUGACGACAAUGACGACGCUGACCUAGAAGCUGAAAAUGAAGUCGAAAGUGAAGAGGACCGAGAUCAGAGUUUUAAGAAUGAUGAUAUUGAAACAGAUAUUAACAAGUUAAAGCCCCAGCAAGUACCAGGACGCACAGUAGAAGAACUGAAGAUGUACGAGCACCUCUUUCCUGAGCUCGUUGAUGAUUUCCAGGACUAUGAAUUAAUCUCUAAAGAGCCCAAACCUCUUGUGUUUGAGGGGAAAGUCCGAGGCCCUAUUGUUGUUCCCACGGCUGGAGAGGAAGCGUCUGGAAACUCAGGUAGUGUAAAGAAAGGAGCGGUACUGAAGGAGAAGACGUCUUCCAAGGGCGAGGAAGCCAAGGAAGAUGGCAAGGGCAGUGGUGGUCAGAACAGAACUGCUUUCUCAGCUCACAGCUUCAGCAGUGACAUUGUGAAGGCCUUGGACCGGAUCACAUUGCAGAACAGUACUUCACAAGUAGGCACGAGGAAGGACUGUGGUCCCCCUCUCACGGUCCUCUCGUGCACGAAAGCAUGUCCACAGGUGGCUACGUGCGGAAGUACUCUUUUUGAAGGGCGGACGGUCCAGCUUGGGAAGCUUUGUUGUACUGGAGUUGAAACUGAAGAUGAUGAAGAUAGCGAGUCCAACUCGUCAGUCGAGCAGGCCUCCUCUGUGGAAGUCCCCGAUGGACCAACGCUUCACGACCCAGACCUCUACAUUGAGAUCGUGAAAAGCACAAAGUCUGUUCCAGAGUACUCAGAGGUGGCUUAUCCUGACUAUUUCGGUCACAUUCCACCUCCAUUCAAAGAGCCCAUUUUAGAAAGGCCUUAUGGUGUACAAAGGACAAAGAUUGCCCAAGACAUCGAGAGGCUGAUACACCAGUGUGACAUCAUAGACCGGGUGGUGUAUGACCUGGACAACCCCAACUAUGCCACUCCAGAAGAAGGAGAUAUUUUGAAGUUUAACUCAAAAUUUGAAUCUGGGAAUCUACGCAAAGUAAUUCAAAUUAGAAAAAACGAGUAUGACCUCAUUCUGAACUCAGAUAUAAACAGUAAUCAUUAUCACCAGUGGUUCUACUUUGAAGUCAGCGGGAUGCGGCCUGGCGUUGCGUACAGGUUCAACAUCAUCAACUGUGAGAAGUCCAACAGCCAGUUUAAUUAUGGUAUGCAGCCACUUAUGUAUUCAGUUCAGGAAGCUCUAAAUGCCAGACCAUGGUGGAUUCGUAUGGGGACUGACAUUUGUUACUACAAAAAUCACUUCUCAAGAAGUUCAGUUGCUGCAGGUGGACAGAAGGGAAAGUCCUACUAUACAAUUACAUUCACUGUGAACUUCCCACAUAAAGAUGAUGUCUGCUAUUUUGCCUAUCACUAUCCAUAUACAUAUUCAACUCUGCAGAUGCAUCUUCAAAAAUUGGAAUCAGCACACAAUCCUCAGCAAAUUUAUUUUCGAAAAGAUGUGCUGUGUGAAACCUUGUCUGGAAACAGCUGUCCCCUGGUGACCAUUACAGCAAUGCCAGAGUCCAAUUAUUAUGAGCAUGUCUGUCAAUUCAGAAAUCGCCCUUAUAUUUUCUUGUCUGCUCGGGUCCAUCCUGGAGAAACUAACGCAAGCUGGGUCAUGAAAGGAACACUGGAAUACCUCAUGGGUAAUAGCCCUACCGCCCAGAGCUUACGGGAAUCCUACAUCUUUAAAAUCGUCCCUAUGCUCAAUCCAGACGGUGUCAUCAAUGGAAACCACCGCUGCUCUUUAAGUGGAGAGGAUUUGAACAGACAGUGGCAAAGUCCAAACCCAGACUUGCACCCCACGAUUUACCACGCGAAGGGGUUACUACAGUACCUGGCCGCAGUGAAGCGCUUACCUCUGGUGUAUUGUGACUACCAUGGCCAUUCUCGAAAAAAGAAUGUGUUUAUGUAUGGCUGCAGCAUCAAAGAGACAGUGUGGCACACCCACGACAGCGCGGCUCCCUGUGACAUCGUGGAAGACAUGGGAUACAGGACUCUGCCCAAGAUACUGAGCCACAUUGCUCCAGCAUUUUGCAUGAGCAGCUGCAGCUUUGUAGUGGAGAAAUCCAAAGAGUCCACAGCUCGGGUUGUGGUGUGGCGGGAAAUAGGCGUUCAAAGGAGCUACACCAUGGAGAGCACUCUGUGUGGCUGUGACCAGGGGAGAUACAAGGGUUUACAGAUUGGGACUCGAGAAUUGGAAGAAAUGGGAGCAAAAUUUUGUGUUGGUUUAAUGCGUUUGAAAAGACUGACUUCUUCAUUGGAAUAUAAUCUGCCUUCCAACAUGCUUGACUUUGAAAAUGACUUAAUCGAAUCAACCUGUAAAGUGACAAGCCCUACCACUUAUGUUUUGGAUGAAGAUGAACCUCGAUUCCUUGAAGAAGUUGAUUACAGUGCAGAAAGCAAUGACGAGUUAGAGGUUGAAUUAGCGGAAACCACAGGUGAUCAUGAGCCUUCUGCCCAAGAAGACGCCCUUUCCGACUCCGAGGUCUCAAGAGCUCACCUGUCUUGAACUUUCUGCCAUCUUUGUUAACUGCCAAGAAGAAAUGAAAUGUCUUGGUUUUCAUUACACAGGAAAUUUGAGAGGGACAAGCUUUUAGACAGCUGACUCAAAGAAGACAAAAAGGAACUUGGGCCUGUUUGGUUUCAAGAGAAUAAAUAUAUUAUUAAUUGAUGAUAUAAUUGGCAUUUGUUUUAUUUUAGAUAUUCAAUGUACUUUAUAUAGCAUUGAAUUAUCAAAUGAUAGAUUUACUUUAAAAAAGAACCCAAAUAUCAUUGCAUGAAUUUUUAUCUCCUGUGGCACCUGCAUCAAGUAGAUAAAUUUGAAGUGUGUCCAAGUACAAAAUCUAAAUGAUAGUGUUGAAAGCUAAUACCCCUGUACGUGGGUUUCUCUAGAGACGCUUGUGUGGAGGUGGGUAGUUCCUGAAGAUAAGACUGCUCUUCAGAAUCAUGUGAACUGUGGACCGUGGCCUUGAAGCCAUCCGUUAAUAAAAACCGUAUCAAAUACUGCA
Molecule: messenger RNA, 4479 nt
Organism: Arvicola amphibius (Eurasian water vole)
Lineage: Eukaryota; Metazoa; Chordata; Mammalia; Rodentia; Cricetidae
Gene: Agtpbp1
Product: ATP/GTP binding carboxypeptidase 1
Exons: 26
Coding region: 168-3980 (1270 amino acids)
Biological process (GO): protein side chain deglutamylation; proteolysis; C-terminal protein deglutamylation
Molecular function (GO): zinc ion binding; metallocarboxypeptidase activity
Source: RefSeq, a predicted model, not a curated record